Molecule: messenger RNA, 904 nt
Organism: Thamnophis sirtalis
Lineage: Eukaryota; Metazoa; Chordata; Lepidosauria; Squamata; Natricidae
Source: RefSeq, a predicted model, not a curated record
AACAGGAACCUACACCUGAAAGGGCGCUUCGACCCACUUUUUCGACAGAGGAUCGUGGCGGAGGGAAUAAGCGGCCAUGUUAGCAGCAGGUACUGGCAAUGGUUUUGGUACCACAGCUUGGUGGGGGUUUUCUCCAGCACUCAACUUGCAAGCAAUGUCUCUAGAAUCCUCCACGGAGCAUCUGGAACUAUCCCAGAAUGGCGUUCCUGAACUGAACAUCCUGCUAGUGGGAUCAAUAGAUGCACGACACAUCCUAAAAACGAUGAGUCAGAUGCAUCGGCAGCCUCGAAGAAAAAUCAACUUCUACAUUCUGGAGAACAAUCUGGAGGCUGUGAGUCGGCAGCUGUUGUUCUUGAACCUGGCUCUGGAGCCUCCAGACAAAAUGGGCCUACAAGAGAAGAGUGAGACAUUCUUGGAACUAAUGGGGAACACUCACCUUCGGAGUCAGACUGCUGCCUAUCUGCAGGAGAAAGCAGCCCUCUUCAUCCGUUACAUCACAGACUCUGACUUCCAGCUGGCUAAUCUCCCUGUUUUGGAUUUCUCUGCACUCAAGUUCAGGGAGCGGGACCAAUUAGAGGCCAUUUUUCAGUUCUGGCGAAAUCCAGACCCACAAGCUUUCCAGAUCAAGCAGCUUUGGGACCUGCGUCUGCGGCAAUACCUGGGCACCCGUUAUGACUCUCGUCGUGGAGUGUGUGACUGGGAUCUCACCAUGAAACUGCACGAGCAUGGGGCCACAACGAUAAACUUCCAUGAGUUUUUCCAUUGGCGUAAUACAGGCAUGGCCUUUGAAAUGCGAGAAGCUGUCUACGAUGUCCCCAACAAAACCUUGGCAUCCGGACGUCUCAUGAGACACGUUCUACUGGGGUUGGGGGAGAGCUUGGAAAACAUUCUCAUCCUAUUGUAA